UGUGUGUUUCUAGUCUAUAGUGAUCUGUGGUGUGUGACUUUUUGAAUAAAAAUGAAAUGGUUUACGAAUAAAAAUUACAAACAAAAAUAGUGAUUAGUAUUAAAACUUAUCAUCUAUCUGUCGUACAAUAUAUUCGGUAUUAACAAAUUUAAUGUAUCACUGUUCGUAAUAAUUAAAUUUUAAUGUUUACGUUUAGUUAACUUAGUAAUUAGGUAAUACUGAAAAAUUUAAAAUGUACUUAGCAUCCGUUAGUUCAAAAUUAUUACUCCACGACACAAGUAGUUGGGAUUUAAAAUUGAGUAAUGGUUGUUAUGAUGGUAUAAUAAGAGAUGUUUCUUGGAGCGACGACAGUAAAUACAUUUUACAGGUAAAUUCUGUAGGACUAGUUGAAAUACUAUGUCCAACAGAUAAUGAUGUGAGAAGCUUACAACAUAUCCCAAUUAAAGACACCUGGUCAGCAAGCUUCCAUAGAGACGGCCACCAAUAUGUGGCCGUUGGUACAAAAAGUGGCAAUGUAAAAAUAUGGGACACAAAAUUUAAAACCAUAACAAAAACUUUUCCCACACUGUCACACCCAUCUUGUGUGAACAUCCUGAGUUAUAAUGCAAAAAACACAAGUCUGGCGGCAACAAUGACAAAUGGAGAAACAGUCAUUUAUGGACUUGCUUCAAACAUCCCAGUCCAAAAAGUCAAACUAACAUGUUCAAAAAGUAUAUCUGGAAUGAAAUUUCACCAUGAGUCACAAUCACUACUUGGCCUGGCUACUGAGGAAGGUCACAUUGUACUUCGAGACGUAAACACCAACAAUGAUAAAGCAUUCUUUAAAAACAUUCAUGCAUCUCCAGUCAGUGACUUUGUCUUCUCUCUCAUAAACAAAGAUGUAAUGAUGUCCAGUGGCUAUGACAAGAUUAUACAAGUUUACGAUAUAAAACUACGGAAUAUUGUCACUACUGUGAAAACAUCACAUACUCUGACAUCUAUUGCUAUGAAUAAAGAUAACCAAGUUGCACUUGGAAGUAAAAAUGGUGACGUUCUUGUGUAUGAUCUUAGAGAUUUGAGUGGACCUUUGAACAUACUGAAAGGACAUGAACAAAGUGUUUCCAAAGUAGCAUUUCAGCCUACAAGAAAGAAAACUGUAGCAACUGACAUAAGUCUUAAAGAAGAAGUUGAUACCAUUCCUCAUCACAAAGUUAAAAAAACAGUUACUGGGAGAUCAUCAGACAUAUUUUUCAUGAAUGAUACACCUCCUAGUAAUCUUUUAAAUAUCUCUAAUUCAGUUAAAGAUAACAGAGCCAACCAAAGUUCAUUUCUUGUUGGACUCAAUAAAUCUAAUAAUUUCGACAUUGACUUGGAUUUUGAGUUUGAAAGAAAAAUUGAUAGACCUGAACAAAGAUUAGAUGUAGAGAGAAACAUAAGCAAGAUAUCUACACCAAUCAACAAGAGCGAGAAUUUUGUUAUUCCUUCACCACUGUUCACCCAGAAUAGUCCAGAUAAUAAUAUAGGUAUGAAUGGUAAUUUAUCAAGUAUAAAACCAUCUAAUGAUGUAGCCACAACAACAAAUAAUAUUAUAGACUCAAAGGUAGCAGAUGAAUUAAAAGAAUUUAUAUCAGACGUUGCAGAGGAUAACAAAAACUAUUUCCUACAUAUCAUGAUGGCGUUGACUAAGCAGAAAUUAUACUUAGAAAAGCAGUUGAAUGACUUGAAUCAAAAAGUUCACAAUCUAGAACAAAAUCAAAAUUCCUUGGUUGAAGGAAAUAGAUUGCUUACUCUUCAAGUAGAACAAUUGAAAUCUAAACAAAAUCAUGUACACAAUAACAGUUAUAAUUAAAAAGAUUAAUUAAUUACUUGAAAAAGUUCUAUGAGCUAAAAAUGUAUGUAGGAAUUUAUUAAUCAAGUCUAAGCAACCAUACUGUUGAAAAUUAUUGUAUGUAGGUAAUAUUUCUUUUGUAUUAUAAUAGGUAAUUAGUGCAGGUUUCUAAUUUUUGUAAUAUCUUCAUUUCAGUUUCUAAUUAUUAAAAUGAAAUGGUUAACUAAA
Messenger RNA from Bicyclus anynana (squinting bush brown), 2035 nucleotides. RefSeq lists its product as uncharacterized. Gene Ontology annotation, cellular component: ciliary basal body; pericentriolar material; spindle pole. NCBI's taxonomy places the organism in Eukaryota, Metazoa, Arthropoda, Insecta, Lepidoptera, Nymphalidae. Gene Ontology annotation, biological process: microtubule nucleation; mitotic cell cycle. The record is from RefSeq and is a predicted model, not a curated record. Gene Ontology annotation, molecular function: gamma-tubulin binding. The transcript is spliced from 2 exons. Bases 233 to 1828 code for a protein of 531 amino acids.